UCCAUAUAUAUAUAGAGAGAGAGAGAGAGGGAGAGAGAGAUUUUGAGCAUUACAGUGAAAAUGGUGGUGGAUGGGUCGUUCAAGAAAGCAGGAACCAUUCCAUUUAAGUGGGAAAUCCGACCCGGUGUUCCCAAGAGCCACGGGUCCGAUCUUCUUCAACUAAAAUACCGUGAAGAGGAGGAGCAAGAUGAGGGGCAGCCGCCGAGCAAUCACAGCCGUCCAGAUUUACAUACCCCGAGAAUGCUUAGGCCUCCGCCGGCCGGCCGCCUUUACUACCAGCCCACACCGGCGGAGCCCCGCUCCAGGUCUUUCAGGUCCGCCCCGCGCACUCGAUCGGAGCGCUACCGUUUCGACCUAUCUGGCAUUACCCAGCCCGUGGGCGGGUGCUUCCCGUCCCCAUUGCUAAAGCGGCGAACCGGGAAGGCCCUGCCGGAGCCCGAACCGGACUACUGCUCCGACCUGGAGACGCUGCCCAGAUGGUCGGCUUCAAGCAGGAGAUCUGUUUCCCCGUUCUCCCCACAGUCGCCCUUUUCGUCAUCAUUUUCGUCAAAUGAAUCGUCGUCCCCCCGGACCGUAAGCGACGCCGAGUGGGCCGGCUUCGCUCUGUUUUAGAAUAUAUAUAUAUAUAUAAGAGCAGAGCAGAGCAGAUCUUUCUCUCUCCCAUUUGAAUGUAGUUCGUAAUGUGUUGAGUUGUUGAGGCGGUUCACUCUCGUGUUACGCCCAGUCAAUGCAUAUGACGUUGAUAAAAAUAUGUAUGAUGCCAUGGAUCGCUUAAUUUUGUUAAUUUUCUUGAAUUCAAAAGGAAGCUCUUAAGUUUGCCUAA
Messenger RNA from Ipomoea triloba (trilobed morning glory), 823 nucleotides. RefSeq lists its product as uncharacterized. The record is from RefSeq and is a predicted model, not a curated record. The transcript has a single exon. The coding region runs from base 61 to 612 and encodes 183 amino acids. Lineage: Eukaryota; Viridiplantae; Streptophyta; Magnoliopsida; Solanales; Convolvulaceae.